Symbiodinium pilosum is the source of this 894-nucleotide messenger RNA. Lineage: Eukaryota; Dinophyceae; Suessiales; Symbiodiniaceae. The record is from the annotation of a GenBank genome assembly.
AUGUCAUUAAGCUGGCGACGCAUUUGCCGAGAAGACAGCCGGAACGGAGCACGAUGGACGGUAGAUCUGAGCAGGGUAAAACAAGCAGCAGAAGCUGGUUACGAUUUGGCGGGUCUUCAGGAUGAGUUUGGAAAUUCCCUCCUAGAUUACAUGAUCUCCUGCCCAUCCAGCCACCUGCUGAAAGAAGAUUGGCUGCAGUUCUUGGAGACUGUGCAGAUUCUGGCCACCGCUGGCAACAAAUGUCAAGUGUGCAUGCACAUGCUGUUUGGCUUCUGCGAAGAGGCACUCCCCAAGUUGAGCAUCGACAAACUGCAAAUCGCGCUGCAUGCCGGGCUUAGAGAUGACUUCAAGGAUGAGGCUCUGCGGCACUUUCAGCACGAAGGACGUGGGCCCUUUCCAGCGACACUGGAGACAUGCCUUCUUCGAAGGGUGAUCCGCGAAUUCCCGAGGGAACAGCUGUUGCAGCCAUCAAAGCUCCAAUGCCUCGAGGUUGUAAAGCUUUUGUUGCAAGUGAACACGCGCACCGCCAUUGACGCAGUCAGGAAGGAGAUCCACGUCAUACAUGCGCGGUUGCGGCAUUUGCCCUGGCUACUGGCAGACUAUGGCGAUUGGGCAACAGCCCCUUGCGAUUCUGUCCGAAACCCCACUAGCUCGGAGCUUUUGGCACUGAGAAUCUUGAAUGCGCAGAUGGAGAUGGUGCGGCAAUGGCUUGCACUCCCAGAGGUGCGGUUGCAAGAUGCCUUGGCAUCGCGAUUCCUGUGCGGUCUGACUGGCCCUUGUGGCAUGAAUUUGCCGGGUCCUGCGGUGCUUCUCACUGAGGCUUUCGUUCUCGGACCUGCAUUGAAGUCGGGAGCCAUCUCUGAACAUGGAACUGUUGACCUGCUCUUUGCAUGA